Molecule: messenger RNA, 2287 nt
Organism: Phragmites australis (common reed)
Lineage: Eukaryota; Viridiplantae; Streptophyta; Magnoliopsida; Poales; Poaceae
Exons: 2
Coding region: 794-1888 (364 amino acids)
Biological process (GO): N-acetylglucosamine metabolic process; protein N-linked glycosylation
Cellular component (GO): membrane
Molecular function (GO): beta-1,4-mannosylglycoprotein 4-beta-N-acetylglucosaminyltransferase activity
Source: RefSeq, a predicted model, not a curated record
GUGCAGAGAAUCAGAAUCCAAGUGCCGCACAAGGCCCCAAAGCUAGCCGAGCUCGCGUCACAACGCACCGCAAGCAGUGGAAUUGGAGUGGCAAAGCACUCAUCGCAUAUCCCCGGAUCAGAAAUCCACCGAUGAUUUCUCUGAUUCUCUCCCCGCAAAAGCGAAGAUCCUGAGGAUUGUUCGCCACUCCUAGCCUAGAUCGUAGUGAAAUCACUCCACAGAGAGGAGGAGAAGAGGAGGUCCUACUGGCUAGUCCUCACUCCUCACUCAUCAGUGUCCAUCCAGGUGGCGCCUAAUUUUGGCAGGCGCUCUCCCAUGGAGGCGAUCGGGAGGGGCGAGGACGGGAUGGAGAGAUAGGCGGAGAGACGGGAGAGAGGUUGGCGGAGGGAUUAAAUGAGACAAGGGAGGGGGAGGAGGAGCGGGAGGUGUAGAGGAAGCGGCGGAGCGCGCCACAGAUCGUCCAAAGACGGGAGCUUUCCAUCGUCGUCUUCCCCUUUCGUCUCUUCUUCGUCGUCUUCUUCGUCUUCCCUGAGGUGACUCCGCCCUUUUCCCGUUUCUUCUAGUGCUUUGAGGUGUCGUGCUCUGCAAAUUUUGGGAUCUUUAGGAGGAGCAGCAAGAAACAAACUUGGUUGCGUUAGAUUUGAUGCCAAUCUGUGGAGGAUCGUUUAGCUCAAAUUACAUUCAGCUUUGGACAUUUGCCGCAUCCCCAGCAAGAUAGAGUACUUGGAACACUCUCCUAUGCUUCUCAGAGACUCACUUAUUUCUUUCUCUGUCCUAUACAUAAGACCUUUUCAUGGCCAGAGAUUUGCCUCAUCAGCCUGUAGCUAGACGAAAAAUUGUGCCGUUCAAGUUCCUGAUCCCCUUUAUUCUGGUUCUUUCCGUGUCCGUUAUUGCUGUCACCCAGUACUUCCAAAGUAUCUCCUACCUUCUGCGGCCGCUGUGGGACAAACCACCUAUGCCAUUCACCCGCAUCCCGCACUACUAUGCCCCCAAUAUCUCCAUGCCCCAGCUGUGUCAGCUCCAUGGCUGGGGCAUCCUCUCCUCCCCUCGGCGUGUCUUUGAUGCUGUCCUCUUCAGUAAUGAACUUGAUAUUCUGGAAAUCCGCUACCAUGAACUCCUUCCAUAUGUUGACAGGUUUGUCAUCCUUGAGGCCAAUGCCACCUUCACAGGCAUCCCAAAGACGCUCUCCUUCUAUGAAAACUUCAACCGUUUUGCAUUUGCUGGAUCCAAAAUUGUCUACGACAUGCUUUCUAUCGGACAUCUGGAUCCUGAUUCUAACAGGCAGCCCUUCCGCAUAGAGGCGUAUCACCGUCGUGCACUGAAUAUGCUGAUACGAAGAUCAGGCAUUGCUGUGGGGGAUGUCUUGAUCAUGGCUGACGCCGAUGAGAUCCCCAGUCCCGAAACCAUGCAGUUGCUCAAGUGGUGUGAUGGAAUACCACCAGUCAUGCAUCUUGAGCUGAAGAACUAUAUGUACUCCUUUGAAUUUCCUGUGGAUCACAACAGCUGGAGAGCGACGGCACAUCUGUUCACUGAGCGCACACAGUAUCGCCACUCCCGUCAGAGCAACCUAAUCCUGGCUGAUGCAGGCUGGCAUUGCAGCUUCUGCUUUAGGGACAUCAAGGAGUUUGCUUUCAAGAUGAUGGCGUACAGCCAUGCAGACCGGGUGAAACAGCAAAGCUUUCUGAAUCCUAAUAGAAUCCAGAAGGUCAUAUGCAAUGGGGAGGACCUGUUUGACAUGCUACCUGAAGAGUACACAUUCAGGGACCUCUUCAAGAAGAUGGGGCCGAUACCGAAGUCUGCAUCUGCCGUGCACCUGCCUUCCUAUUUGAUCAAGAACGCAGACAAGUUCAAGUUCUUACUUCCCGGCGGAUGCUUGAGAUCAGACUAGAUCAGAGGUGUAGCUUUGUUAGUCAACAGUAUUUAUUUUAGCUUCAAUACUGUUAUUUAUGUGAAAAUGGGUGUGCUUCGUUUGACAUAGAAUAGUAUUACUUUUUGAUAGGGUGGUAGAAACCUUUUUUGGUGUGUUUCAGGAACUACGGGAAUUUGGAAAAUUUCACCUUGUAUUGGUAGUGAUGGGCUGUUCAACCCCAGAAUUCACAGCAAGCAAUAUAAAGGUAAAAGAAAUUCCAUAAUUUGCCACCGAAUAACUUGUAAUGUUCGUUAUAUGCCGUUAUUGUGUCGAUGACAUGUGGGUUCAGAUCCUACCUGUCAUCCUCACAAUGGAUAGCAUAUUAUGGAUUAUGCAGUUAUUUGGUGGCAUAUCAUGGAUUUAUUCGAGGUAAAAUGA